Messenger RNA from Gastrolobium bilobum, 426 nucleotides. RefSeq lists its product as uncharacterized. Bases 1 to 426 code for a protein of 141 amino acids. The record is from RefSeq and is a predicted model, not a curated record. The transcript has a single exon. Lineage: Eukaryota; Viridiplantae; Streptophyta; Magnoliopsida; Fabales; Fabaceae.
AUGAAAGAUUUCGUAGAUUCGAUAAUCAAAGUCGGCGAUGGACAAGUUGGCAUAGAUACUAAUGAUGUUGCUCGAGUAGAAAUCCCAGAAGAUCUUUUAAUUUUGGAUUCAACCAAACCUCUUGCUAGCAUUGUUCAGUUCACUUAUCCAAAUUUGCUACAGAAGAUGAAGGACUUCAAGUUCUUUGAAGAAAGAGCCAUAUUGGCUCCAACUUUUGAAGUAGUUGAGAUGGUGAAUGAAUUUAUCCUUUCUCAAGUCACCGGUGAAGAGAAAGAAUAUUCGAGUUCUGACUUAUAUUGCAUAGCAGACGAAGAUAUUGGGAUUGAACCUGAUUGGUUCACUACAGAGUUUUUAAAUGAAAUUAAGUAUUCUGGAUUUCCUAAUCAUAAAAUCACUUUGAAAAAGGAGUUCUCAUUAUGCUUCUAA